AUGAUUGACAACCAGGAAAACAUUGCCCCAAAGUCAGCACUACUACAACAGCAGCAGGCUCCAACAUCAUCACUCAUCACAAAGUCAAUGGUGAUCAGACCAAAUACCAACGCACCAAUCACCGAUGGCAGCAGCAGCAGCAACGAUCAAACAACACCACAGAUCAUUGUCAAGGAGACAAUAUAUCAUAGUAACGGAAGGACAUCAUUCAAAGACUAUCUUCAAGGUGAAUUCCUUGGUUUGGGUGGAUUUGCCAAGUGCUAUGUUAUGACCGAUUUGGACACCAAGAAGGUGUAUGCUGCCAAGAUCGUGCCAAAGUCCUCACUCGUCAAGGCAAGGACAAAGAACAAGUUAAAGAGUGAGAUCAAGAUCCACAGUUCACUACACCAUGACAACAUCGUUUCGUUUGAGCAUUGCUUUGAGGAUGACGAGAAUGUCUAUAUCCUCCUUGGUCUUUGUAAUCAAAAAACAAUGAUGGACCUCCACAAACGUCGUAAGAUCCUAUUGGAGGCUGAGGUGAAGUACUAUGUCUACCAGGUGAUACAGGCUGUUAGGUAUCUCCAUCAGAACAAGAUCAUUCAUCGUGAUCUCAAGUUGGGCAACCUGUUCAUCAAUGACAUGAGCAUCAAGCUCGGUGACUUUGGUCUAUCAACACGUAUCGAGCAUGAUGGUGAAAGGAAGAAGACCAUCUGUGGCACACCAAAUUAUAUUGCACCAGAGAUUCUGGAGAACAAGAAUGGACAUAGCUAUGAGGUGGAUGUUUGGUCGAUUGGAGUGAUCAUCUAUACACUACUCGUUGGUAAACCACCCUUUGAGACAUCGGACGUGCGCAACACCUAUCAAAGGAUCAGAAAGAAUCAGUACUCCUUCCCAGAGGACCACAACAUUGCCGAGUCUGCCAAGCAAUUGAUCAACUCUAUUCUUACUCCAAUUCCAGAGAAACGACCAAACUUGAACCAGAUACUGGAACAUGACUUCUUUACACUGUCCAGUAUACCAAAGUACCUUCCACCGACUGCACUCAUCAUGGUGCCAAUCAUCAGAAGCACACCAUUGGCCGAAAAUACCAAUAUUGUAAAUCAACAACGUCCACACAUGACUAGCAACAACGUAUCACCAAGCAAGCCUCCACGUGGCCAUCAAUCACCUUUGAAGAAGCUACCCUCGUCCGUUGUCGCCGCUGCACAGAUGGUUACACUCUCACCCAACUCUCAACAGAAGCUGUCAGACAUUGAAAAGGAUGACUUCCACUUUAGGAAGUUAAGGCGACUGGAGAAAAUGAAGGAGAAUGAUCUAAAGAUACAGUUGUUGAAGCAGAAGAUGGUAGAUACUACACAGCAGCAACAGCAGCAGCAGGAGGUACACAGGAAUGUAGAGAGUAUCCAGACUGGUAUAGCCAAAAGCCAUAUAUCUGAACCAGUGCCAAAGGAACAAUCAAGGCCUGCCACCACUUCCACCACCACCACAACAACCGCCUCAACACAACAGAUUGCCGGUAGCCUACCAAGAUCACUGGUGUUUGUCGAUAACUAUGCAGACUUUUCCAACAAGUAUGGAAUUGGAUAUUCAUUGUCCAAUGGUUCAUAUGGUGCUUAUUACAAUGAUUCAACCAAGGUCAUCAGCUUCCUAGACUCUGGACUUGCUCAUUACAUGGAGCAUGCCAAGGGCACAGAGGGAGAUGGACGUCGCAUACUCAGCACACUUGAGACUCAUCCACAUGACACACAGAAGAAGCUAUCGUUGGUGAAAUACUUUUCCAACUACUUCCAGGACAAGCCAAGGCAGCCAAGCAUACUGAUCAAUGAGUUGAAACAACGACCAAACAGCACAGCCGACAUCAACAAUCCAGUCUAUGUCAAGAAGUGGAUAAAGACCGCCAAGGCCAUUGCAUUCAGACUUAGCGACAAGACGAUACAGGUGAACUUUAUCGACAAGUCAAUCAUACUGAUCAACAGGGACCAGGUGGUGACCUAUGUGGCCAGCGACGAGUGCACCACCAAGACCGACCACCUAAACAACUUUUUGUCGAGCUCACAUGAUGGCAAGAUCAUCAGUAGGAUCAAGUACGUCAAGGAAAUCCUAAUCAAUCUGUACCACAAGAGACCCCAAGACGACAUGAUCUAA
Acytostelium subglobosum LB1 is the source of this 2124-nucleotide messenger RNA. RefSeq lists its product as hypothetical. The transcript is spliced from 9 exons. Gene Ontology annotation, cellular component: centrosome; nucleus; cytoplasm. The record is from RefSeq and is a predicted model, not a curated record. Lineage: Eukaryota; Evosea; Eumycetozoa; Acytosteliales; Acytosteliaceae. Gene Ontology annotation, biological process: mitotic cell cycle; regulation of cytokinesis; protein phosphorylation. The coding region runs from base 1 to 2124 and encodes 707 amino acids. Gene Ontology annotation, molecular function: protein binding; ATP binding; protein kinase activity.